UUUUAGUAACAUGUGCCAAUACAAGUUGCACAACUGAAGAUAUUUACUACAUUCUGAAACGUCGUAACCUAGAAUGCAUUUUAUGAAACGAAUAGUCAGUUUCAACUGUUUCCAAAUCACCAACUUUCACUAAAUUCAAUGCGCACGCCAUCAGUGACCGUAAAUUAAGUCAGAGGCACUUUGUAUGCCGGGUGCACAGGUUGAACGAGGCAAAUGUGACGUCAUUCAUUGUUGUUAAACAUCGGCAGCUAUACUGGCAACGCACUCGGCAGUUGUGGGUUGCAAGCAGGCGGAAGGAUAGUGAUAAAUACGGACGUAGGUUAGGCCUGAUAUAUGAGAGCCAUAUCAGCGUAAAACAUCACGUAUCUUCCCGUGAAAACUACUUCCCAUCGCUGGAAGGCAAUAAAGAUAGAAAGGAUGUCGGAGGAACGCCUGACAUUAGAUCUGUUUAUUUUUGCGGACAUCGGAUUAGAAAAGGAGAAAAUAGUAUAAAAUCUUUUAUUGGUCAAAAAGAGACAAGACUGUGGAAACAAAUGAAUAUACUAUGUGCAGAGACUGGAAGCCAUAAGACAUUGAAAUGGGUGUGGGGGAGGAUAGAGAAAAUUCCCCAUUCUUCAUGCCCAAGCCUGACGAUGAUGGUUCAGAAUUUCAUCUGAAUGACGAGCUCCGUCUUCUUGCACAGACAGAACUGCGUGAGGAUGAUGCAACACGUCAGCAGGCGCUUCAACAAAUGAGGGACUGGAUACAAAAACACCCAGAUAUCAAAUGUUGUCGUACAGAUUCGGCAUUUCUGUUACGUUUUUUGCGCACCAAGAAGUUCAGCAUUCCACUAGCACAGGAAAUGCUGGAGCGCUACCUCGUGAUCCGUCAGCUGUACCCUCACUGGUUUCGAGGACUUAACAUCGAUGAUCCUCCUGUCUCAGAACUCCUCGAAGAGGGAUACAUUGUGCCUCUUCCGCAAAGAGAUGACUUUGGUAGGCAAGUCAUCUUAACAUGUGCUGCACGUUUUGAUCCCUACAAGUACACAUCAGUGCACAUGGCAAGAUGCCACAGCUUGGUAGUCGAGUGUCUCAUGGAUGAUGAAGAGAACCAAGUCCGAGGAUAUUCCUAUUGCAACGAUGAGUCUGGACUUACCAUGGGGCACAUAAGUUUGUGGUCUCUGAAUGAUAUACGCAAGAUCUUGCAGUGUAUACAGAAUUCUACACCAAUGCGCCACAAAGCAACACACUUCUUCAAUGUUCCACAUUAUGCCAAUAAAGUUUUUGAAUUUUUUAUUGCACUUCUAAAUACAAAACUCAAGAAUCGUAUCAUGCUGCAUGCAAGCAUUGAUGACCUGAAGGAUGCAGUGAACCCAAAAAUCCUUCCUAAAGAGUAUGGAGGAGAAGUCCCUCUUGCAGACAUGAUAGCUCAGUUCAAGAAGCGCCUUCAAGAGAAACAUGAAGCAAUAAAGGCACUGGAUAAAAUGGAAAUUGAACUGAAUCCAAAAGGAAAAUAUGUCGCUGACAUAGAAGGUGAACUAGCUGGCAUAGCUGGUAGCUUCCGCCAACUUCAGGUUGACUGAUUAAAUCCAGUGAAGGGUACUAGUCAGAAACCAGUGUGAAUAUUAUAAAUUUUACAGGAUCUCAUGAAUCAUGGUAGUGAUUCUAAACAGAAAUACUGUGAGAUUUCCAAGGAUGGUAGAAGUUAAGCUAUAUUUUACCUGCAAGCAUCUGUAUAAACUGGUUGAAUGUUACACUUGAAAUUACUAUGUUAGGUGUAGAAUUUUAUAUUUAAACAUAAGACAUUUUUUGCUACUGCCAUUGCACAGUUCUUGUGUAUAAUUCUGCAGAUUAAAACUCAUAUUUCUGUAUUGGGAAAGGAUAAAAGCUGAUCUUUCCAGCAUUCUGUCGGUUUUGUGAAUUUAUUGUCCGAUUCUUUUAUCUUGGCUGCAGAUUUUCACAUAAGGGGAAGCAUGGUAGGAGUAUGAGAGGCUAUACAAUGGGCAAUAUGUAAUGUCUAAUGAAGGUACUGAUAAUAAAAGGGCCACAUAUUGCAAAUAAAGAACCUUACCUGCUCACAGAGCCAACUGGAUAAAUCACAUGCCACUUUAAUACCUGUUUGUGGUGGAUUGAACCUACUCCAUCAGUGAUAAUGUGAGACAGGAGUCUCUAGCAGCAUGUACAAUUUUGGAGCUCUACCUGAAAAUGCAUCACUUUGUCCAAGUGGUCAAAAACUUUUUUAAAAAUGAAUGAUUUCUUACAUUCAGCCAUGAUGUGCUUGUGUUUCUUCUAUGUGAUGGUAAAGUGGUUCAUAGUUCACUCAUUUUACUGAAAGAUUUAAAAUUGUUUUAAUAUUAAUGUAAUACCUUCUGUAGAUUCUUAUUACCCUGCCCACAGAAUAUAAUAGCUCAAACUGAUCCUUGCCAGUUACAUUUUCAGAAGUCUUUUCAUUUUUAUUUCAUGUAAUGCUUCUGACUAAUAAAGACAAGACAUUUUAUCAAUUUAUUCUCCAGAACUAUUUAGGAAACAUAAAUAUAAGUUUCUACAAGUAGGCAUAAGUGAAAUUAUCCACAGGUUUUUUAAUAAAUGUUACAUUCUGUCUACCUUGUGACAAAAGUCACAUUUUUAUACUGUGAAAUCAACAUACACUCCAUAUCACUAGAAUAUAAGUAAUAUAAUUGUUUUACUUGAAUGCUGAGGAUAUGUUGUUAUUAAAGAUAAUUAUUGUUUGUGUAUCUAGAGCAUAUAUAUAUAAAAUACUGUUAUAGUUUUAAUAAAAUAUAUUCACAUUUGUUGCUGGUGGUAUAAAGUUACCAAGAUUUCUAGAGAUGUAUUCAUUAGAAAUCCCUCAAAAAGGGAAAUUUUUCUGUGAAGCAUGCAUCAGAAUUUAGAAUAUGAUUUAUAAUAAUAUAUCCACACUUCUUAGUAUGUAAGAUUCAUCUUUUUCCAUAACCUCAUUAUCAGGUGAUGGAACAGUGUACAUAUCAGGAAACUUUUAUAAAAGAAAGUAAAUAAAAUAGGUUUUCUUGUUAAAAUUGUUACAUUGUUUUAAUUUUAUUAUGCUUUAGCUCAUAAAUCAAACGGAUGCCGAUACAUGUGGGGUAGCCUCAUGUCUAUUGAAUGAUAUAAACUAUAUUCACUAUUCUAAGUUAACUGGCUUUAUUGUUGCUCAGAAAUAUAUUGGAUAAACAUGUUAAUGGUGUAUUAGAUAAAUGAUACAAUAUUAAUUUUAAGUCCCUGUAACGGGUAGUAACCUAACCAAAUUCAUUGCAUUUUUAAUAUGUUGUUGUAUGGAUACACUCUACAGCAACAACCAACUAACUUUUACAUAAACCUGACAUUGCAUAUAAACAUUACUGUACUCAAACAAGGGUAGUUCUGGUGCAUUUUGGAAGGCAUCCUGAUAUUUGUUUAGGUACAGUAAAGUCAAACACAUGGUGUAGCCUAAGGGUGACAAGGGGAGUCAAUCACCCACAAAAUAUAAGAUAUGUAAUACAGUUUUCUGGAAACUCUGAAAAAUUAUGUAGUACAAAAGUCAGAUAGUAUACAGCAUUGUCAAUUCUAGUGUUAAGAAGGAAUACAAUAUGAUUUUUACAGAACUACAUGCAAAUAUAAUUUUAAAACUAUACAAAUAUAAGAACUUACAGCUUUUUUAAUCCUCAACCUCUGUUUGAAUCAGAACUGUCAGCCUGUUUAAAUAAGAGUAUUUUGUGAGCUGUUAAUAAUUAAGUUCUGUAAAGUGUAAAGCUGUUGUAACAAUGAUAGUGGUCUCAUGCACAUUUCUCUUAACCUAGAGCUGUGUACCAGACCACUUAAUCUUAUAAAACAUGCUGAAUUAUAGUGAAAAUUACUUACAAAGGAAGCAAUAAUAAUUUUUUUGUGCCCAAUCAAUAUUAUUACAACUGUGGCUUGUCAUUCAUUUAGGACAAGCUUCUUUUAUUUAUGUAUCUUAUUAAGCAUUUACUGCAGCUGUGCUUUAUUUAUAGUGGUAUAAAAUGGUAAUGUGUUCCAGCACCUUUUCGAGAAAAAUAAACUGUUAAUAAAAUUGAGAGAAUAA
Messenger RNA from Zootermopsis nevadensis, 4035 nucleotides. Its product is annotated as clavesin-2. NCBI's taxonomy places the organism in Eukaryota, Metazoa, Arthropoda, Insecta, Blattodea, Termopsidae. The record is from RefSeq and is a predicted model, not a curated record. Gene Ontology annotation, cellular component: membrane. Gene Ontology annotation, molecular function: phosphatidylinositol bisphosphate binding.